Molecule: messenger RNA, 1709 nt
Organism: Etheostoma spectabile (orangethroat darter)
Lineage: Eukaryota; Metazoa; Chordata; Actinopteri; Perciformes; Percidae
Exons: 5
Coding region: 349-1206 (285 amino acids)
Source: RefSeq, a predicted model, not a curated record
UACCUGCUGCUGGGUAUAAAAGGCUUUAUCAGUUCUGUGUUCCAAAUAGUUCCGACUCGCUAACACUCAACUUCACUCUAUGGCUCCUUCACAAGUUUCUGGUAUGAUGAUGAGGAAUCUUCUUUUUGGGGUUAUUCUUGGACUUCUCGCUGUUGUCCACUCAACACCUGUUAUUACUGUAACCCAGAUCCCCACCAAAGAUGGGGAUGAUGUUUUCAAAGAGGCUGUGACAGAAGGUUUCCUUGUUGAACCCUAUUUCCUCAUGUUGCUCACAACUAAAUCACCCAGAAGAAACACAACCUUGAAGGUGUCACCCAGCAGCCGUCCUCUGACUCCAAAGAGAGGGACAUGAUUGAAGGCAGUGCUAUGGGCGACACCAACGAAAAGACAUCCACGUUCCUCCAGUUUGCAACCACAACUCCGAGUGUUUUACAUGUUCAGAGCUCUGCCUUCACAGUGUUGCCAAGGGACAAUGUCCACUCAAGUCCAGAUCCAUCCACCAGCCAAAGCCAUCAGUCUAGCUUUACCUCUUCAUCAGUGCCAAGUAAAGCCCAGUCAAGCGUCACCCCAGACCACAUCUCAGUCUCUCAAACUAUUUACCCCGCUGUUUCCACCUUUGACUUCCUGAGCACUCAGAGCUCCGACUUAGGGUCUGGAGAUGGAGAAAUGCUUGGCAAGUACUCUACUACAACCUCCAUUACGACGUCUAGGUCCAACAGAGACGCUAGCACUGCAUCAUCAACCUCCAAGGCAGCUUUUAUCCGACCAAAGGCUCUUGUAACGUUUGCCAGGAGUGAAGGAUCAGGAAUGGAGUUCAGUACAGUGUCAACCAGUACUGGAGAAACACUAAGAGCUGUGGUGCAUGCAACACUCAAAGAUGUUCAAAAACCACACAAAGUGGAAUACCGUGACAAUGUUCUGGCACCCAAGACCAAAGAACACAGUACGCCGGGUUGGCUCGUGAUCCUAGCUUUUAUGGUUGGUUUUGCAGCACUGGUAAUGGUCUUUGUUGCCAUUGCUACCAGAGACAAAUGGAGAGGACCACGCCAGGUAUCUCAGAUCGAGACCAAAACUAACUCAAACCAGCAGAGGGAGCUAGAGAUGGAGACAUUCCUGCACAAAGACAAGCUCAUGGUAAAUCAAAAGGUGGGAGAUUACACAGUCAUCCCCCUGGAUGAGAUUCCAGAGAAAUAUUCAUCACAAUGAGGUUCAGAAACAGACCCUCUGGAGGCUUUGAGACUCAUCACAGAACCUGAAGAUUGUGUUGGAAGCAAAUGGUUUUGAUCAGAGGAACAAAACUGUUGGGGACGCUUUCUGUGGACUUUAACUCUGAGCCCAGUGUGAACCACAAUCAUGGUCCGGCUUUUCCGGCUGAAUUUCAAGAACUCCUAAAGUAUCUUUACUUUGAAACUGAUAUUUUGGAUAAAUGUAUUAUCUACUAUUGUAUUAAGUGUUAAAUACAAAACUGGUUGGGUAAGAAUCACAAAUGUCAUUUAUUUCAAACUAAAUCUCACAGCGUUUUAUUCUUUUUUUUAUUAUUGUAAAUAAUGAAUGUCUUUUUUUUUAACUCUAAGUGGACACAUGAUUCUGUGUGCAGUCUAGAUAUGUGGUUUUAAGGUGUCUGUUGUAUUUAAAUCACUUUGUAAAAACAUUAUUGAUAACUAUGUUGUCGAUUGUAACUUAUAUGAAGCUACUCUUUAGCCCACAUU